AUGCAGAACGCGCUGAACCGGCCUGGCGUCGCGAUCGCUCCUGCCGCCGCGGCGACCCCACCCAGGGCCCGUGCCAACCCUGCAAAUAUUUCUGAACCUCUGCAAGACCCUCGAAAAUUUCCUGCCGCGCCCAAUUCCAUCGUCACGACGCCCUCAGGUCACUCUUCGCCCGUCUUGCGUCCCGCCCUCCGAACCACCCCAGGCACGAUGUCAUCACGCAAGCUUGAUGGCGUUCACUCGCUGAGUGCCAUAAUGGAGAAGCAAUCCCAGCAGCCCACUCUCAGCCAGUCCAAAUCCAGAUUCGCCCGCGCCGCGCAGUCCAAGGCCAAUGCCGAGAAGACGUUCGACCCUCGCGCUGCCGACUCGGAUGAUGACGAUGACAGCAGCAGCAGCAGCGACGACAGCGAUGAAGAUGGCCCGGCUGUUCCCAGCUUUGUGAACAAGAUCAAUGGCCAGGGUCCUUCGGCCAAACCUGCCGGUACCCCUCUGAAGAAGGCCAAGCGCGACAAGGAAGAUGAGGUCGCCGAUAGCGACGUCGAACAAAAGGCUCCGCCCGCCAAGAAGACUCCCGUCAAGCCUGAGAGCUCUUCGGAUGAGUCCUCCUCAGAGUCCGAAGCCGAAGCCGAAGCGUCCGACUCCAGCGACAGCAGCAGCGACAGCGAGAGUGAGUCCAACAAGAAGAAACCGGCAUUGAAGCUUCCCGCCAAAGGAGCUUCCGCCAAGGGAGCUUCCACCACCUCUUCGAGCGACUCUUCGAGCGAAUCCGAGAGUGAAUCGGAGGACGAGGCCGCAAAGCCGACAAAGCCCGCUACCAAGCCCGUUGUCAAUGGCACCAAGGCGACCAAGCCUGCCUCGACCAGUUCCAGCGAAGCAAGUUCCAGCUCCGAUGAGGAGGAAUCCGAUGACGAGCAGGAGAAGGAGGAUAGCUCUGAUGAGGACUCCGACAAUGAGGCGGCCGACCAGUCAGCUGCUGUUGCCGCUAGACGCAACAGCAACGAUCUCAGUGUUCCUGGUUUCGUCGGCAAGGACUUCGUCCUGAGACAGGCGCAAGGUGACGAGGACGGAAAGGACAUGUCCGACUUCUUCGCCAAGGCUAAGCUCGACGGAAAGCAGCUCUGGUACUUCACCGCGCCGGCGGCCAUUCCCAUCAACGUCGUCGAGAAGCUCCAGAUUCCGAUGGACAAGGCCCAGAACGGUGAUGCCAUCUUCCAGCACAACUCCGAGGACUACACCGUCGGCUUCGACGUUGGAUCCACCGCCGUGCAGCUUCUCAUCCCUAACAAGAAGGGCACUCGCUACGAGCAAGCCUCCCAGAGGAUCGACAAGGUCUUGCACGUCAAGCGCGUAACUCAAUUGGUCGGUAGCGAGCCUCGCGCCGCUAGAUCCAUCCAGCCGAACGUCCCACGCCCUCAGCCUCCGGGCCUGAGAGCUCGUUUCCACCCCAUCGGUGUCCCUGAUGACAUCCCCUUGGGUAAAAUCGGCUUUGACAAAAACAGUUCUGACAACGACGAGGAGGACGUCGACAUGGCACCGGCUCCUGCCUUGCCGUCCAGCUCUAAAAUAUCCAAGCGCGCGUUGGCCCAAGCUGCGAUUUCCCUUGACGAUGCCAUGGAUAUUGACGAGCCUACGCCCAAGAGCGCAAAGAAGGACAAGAAGAAGUCCAAGGCCGCACGAGACCCUGUUUCGGACUCUCAGUCUACCGUCAUUGAGGUCCCCAAUUCUCAGCCUCUGCCCUCUACCAAGGAGAAGAAGAGCAAGAAGCGACGCGAUAGCAUCGAGUCGAUCUCGAGCGUGGGCUCCAACCCGAAGCCGAAGUUGCUGAAGGGCCAGAAGAGUGCUGUCGCUACUCCCGAUCAAUCCAAGAAGGCAUCAAAGCGCAAGGUCCCUGCGGACGAGGAGGACCCCUCCGCCCAGUUGGUCAAGGAGGCUGCUUCAGCCGAAAAGAAGGCCAAGAAGCUUAAGCGAGCCGCCGAAAGUUCCGCCCCGGAGGUCGGUCAGGCUUCUGCCAAGAAAGUAACGGCUAUCCCUCCGCCCACUAUCCCGAAGGCCGGCUACUCUUUCUCGAACAUCUCUGAUAGAUCCAGCCCCACGCCUCAGAUCUCGACUCCUCAGCCGAAGUCCGCGUCGAAGGGUUCCAAGAAGUCCAAGGGAGAUGAACCGGCCACCUCCAGCACCUCCCAGACUGCUUCUGCUCGCAAGGAGACGCCCAUUCAGCCCCCCAACAUUCGCCGCCAGUCCAGUGUAUCCACUCAGAUUCCUUUCAAGCCAUCUCCCGCAGCUGAGGAGACGCCCAAGGAGAAGCGCAAGCGCAGAAAGUCGGAAAAGGCCGAGGAGCCCAAGUCCAGCAAGAAGGAGACGCCCAUUCCGCCGCCCAAGAUCUAG
Molecule: messenger RNA, 2382 nt
Organism: Colletotrichum destructivum
Lineage: Eukaryota; Fungi; Ascomycota; Sordariomycetes; Glomerellales; Glomerellaceae
Product: Putative DNA-directed RNA polymerase I, subunit RPA34.5
Exons: 2
Coding region: 1-2382 (793 amino acids)
Biological process (GO): transcription by RNA polymerase I
Source: RefSeq, a predicted model, not a curated record